UUUUCUUAAUUACCAAUUCCUCUCUCACUAAACCGUUAAUUUUCUACUAUUUCAAAUGAGCCCAAAAAAAGAUGCUGUUUCUAAACCAACUCCAAUUUCAGUACCCGUUUCGACCCGACCCGGGUCUCUCUACGUCGACACUGACAUGGGUUUCUCUGGGUCACCACUUCCCAUGCCACUAGACAUCUUACAAGGGAAUCCAAUUCCACCUUUUUUAUCCAAGACUUUCGAUUUGGUUGAUGACCCGACUCUUGACCCGGUCAUCUCUUGGGGACUCACUGGAGCUAGCUUCGUUGUUUGGGAUCCUCUAGAGUUCGCCAGAAUCAUACUCCCAAGGAAUUUCAAACACAACAAUUUCUCCAGCUUCGUCAGACAGCUUAACACUUAUGGAUUUCGAAAGAUUGAUACUGACAAGUGGGAAUUUGCUAACGAGGCUUUCCUUAGAGGGAAGAAGCAUCUUCUGAAGAACAUUCAUCGUCGUCGAUCACCACAAUCCAACCAAACUUGCUGCAGUAGCACCAGCCAAAGCCAAGGGUCACCUACUGAGGUUGGAGAAGAGAUCGAGAAGCUGAGGAAAGAGCGGCGUGCAUUGAUGGAGGAAAUGGUUGAGCUUCAGCAGCAAAGCAGAGGCACAGCUCGACAUGUGGACACUGUGAACCAGAGGCUGAAAGCUGCAGAGCAACGUCAGAAGCAAUUGCUCUCUUUCUUGGCUAAGCUGUUUCAGAACCCAGGUUUCUUGGAACGCCUGAAAAACCUCAAAGGAAGAGAAAAAGGAGGAGCUCUUGGAUUGGAAAAGGCGAGAAAGAAGUUCAUCAAGCACCAGCAGCCUCAAGAUUCUCCAACAGGAGGGGAGAUGGUGAAGUAUGAAGCUGAUGAUUGGGAGAGAUUGCUAAUGUAUGACGAAGAGACUGAGACCACUCCACUCUCUAGCCACCAAGGUAUGACUUCAAGCAUAGGAGGAACCGAUCCGAAAGGCAAGAACUUGAUGAAUCCAUCAGAAGAAGAGAUGAUCAAACCAGAUUACUUGAUGUCCUUCCCAUCUCCUGAAGGACUUAUUAAACAAGAAGAGAUGACAUGGAGUAUGGGUUUCGAUACUACAAUACCGAGUUUCAGCAACACCGAUGUAUGGGGAAACACAAUGGACUAUAAUGAUGUCUCGGAGUUUGAUUUUGCUGCAGAAACAACAACUGAUGGUUUGCCUGAUGUCUGCUGGGAACAAUUUGCUGCAGGAAUCACAGAGACUGGAUUCAAUUGGCCAACUGGCGAUGAUGAGAAUAAGCCAAUGGAUGAUCCUUAAGAUCUUUCAUAUAGUUUAGAACAAAAACCCGUUUAUUAUCGGGUGAACUAUUAAUUCAUUAUUCAUUUUGAAUGCACUCUUAUACAUAUAUAAUAAUAAUGAGUUUGAUUGUGCCUUUCUUAUUCACAGAAUCCAGGGUCUAAUAACAUUGAUUUUGAAGG
Arabidopsis arenosa is the source of this 1458-nucleotide messenger RNA. NCBI's taxonomy places the organism in Eukaryota, Viridiplantae, Streptophyta, Magnoliopsida, Brassicales, Brassicaceae. The record is from the annotation of a GenBank genome assembly.